Molecule: messenger RNA, 2592 nt
Organism: Paramormyrops kingsleyae
Lineage: Eukaryota; Metazoa; Chordata; Actinopteri; Osteoglossiformes; Mormyridae
Gene: ufl1
Product: UFM1-specific ligase 1
Biological process (GO): response to endoplasmic reticulum stress; protein K69-linked ufmylation; regulation of proteasomal ubiquitin-dependent protein catabolic process
Cellular component (GO): endoplasmic reticulum membrane
Molecular function (GO): UFM1 ligase activity
Source: RefSeq, a predicted model, not a curated record
AAUUUAGUGCCAUCCUGCGACCCGUACAACGCUGAGUUUAUGUUGACGUGUGUCUUUUGGCUACGCAGUUUUAGGCGGCUACCUACGUAAAUAGUAAAGCGAAUUUCCUGUAAAGUGUAUAUUAUUGUAUUAUUAUACUUAACAAUUGCAAUGGCAGCCGACUGGGAAGAAAUAAGACGUUUAGCAGCAGACUUUCAGAGAGCGCAGUUUGCAGAUACGGUUCAGAGGUUAUCAGAGCGGAACUGCAUUGAGAUCGUUGCCAAGCUAAUUGAGGAUAAGCAGCUGGAUGUUGUGCACACACUGGAUGGAAAGGAGUACAUCACCCCUGCUCAGAUCAGCAGGGAGAUUCGCGAUGAGCUCUACAUACGUGGAGGUCGGGUGAACAUUGUAGACCUACAACAGGUUAUUAAUGUUGACUUGGUCCAUGUUGAAAGCAGAGCCAAUGAUAUAGCAAAGUCUGACAGAAACACUCAGUUGGUUCUGGGGCAGCUUAUUGAUGAGACCUACCUGGACCGGCUGGCGGAAGAGGUCAAUGAUAGACUGCAGGAGGUCGGUCAGGUCCAUGUUGCUGAGCUUUGCAAAACUCAUGACCUUCCUGGGGACUUCCUGACUGAGGUGUUGUCCCAGCGUCUUGGCCGGAUAAUCCAAGGCCAGAUGGACGAGUAUAACCGCGGAGUGAUAUUCACACAGACAUUCCUGGCUCGUCACAGAGCCCGGAUAUGUGGGCUCUUCAGUGCAGUGACUCGGCCAACACAACUAAAUCAUCUGAUUAACCUGUAUGGGUUCCAGGAACACCUGCUCUAUUCCGUCCUGGAAGAGCUGGUGAAUAGCAGCCGCCUCAGAGGCUCCGUGGUUGGCGGCCGGCAGGAUAAGGCUGUGUUUAUCCCGGACAUCUACUCCAAAACGCAGAGCAGCUGGGUGGAUUCCUUCCUGGAGCAGAACAGAUAUUUGGAAUUCGACGCGUUGAACCGCCUCGGCAUCCCAGAUCCUGUCGGCUACAUUAAGAAACGCUUCCGCGGGAGAAAGCUGCUGUUCCUGCAGGCUUCCUGCGUGGACCAGACCAUCAUCCAGCAAGUGGAGGCUUCUGUCGAAGAGGCUGUCACCUCGGGCACUUGGAUUGACGUGCAGCCCCUGCUGCCCAGCUGUCUGUCCUCGGAGGACGUCGCCAUCUUGGUGAACGAAGUCAUGAGGGCCGCGAAUGUGCAGUCGUCGGCCCGGCUCCUGUGCGGGACCAUGGUGGUCAGCGAGAAGUUCAUCAGCAGCUGCCUGAAGUUCUUCGAGCAGUCCAUGCAGCAGAAGGCCCAGAAGGAAAUCAAGAACAACCCAGUAUUCCUGAUAUCCGAGGACGACCUGAAGCAGAACCCCACUCUGGCUGACACGGCACCCCCUGGGAAGAAGGACAGGAAGGAGGAGAGGAGGAAGAAAGCGGCAGAGGGCAGCGGGAGCACGAAAACGGGAGGAGGCGGCAACGCCAGGGAGAUCCGGAUCCGGAAGACAAAGAAGAAAGGCAGGAGGGAUGAGGACAGCGACGAGGAGGCGGCGACGGCCCCACAGGGCCGAAACAAACAAGCCGAAGUCCCUUUCAUGUCCCACGAGCAGGUGGAGGCCGUCCUACAGGAGCAAGUGUGUGACUGUCCUGAGGAAAUGAUCUCGGAGCUGGCGGAGCACAUACUCAGGCCGCUCACCAGGCUGUACCAGGAAGUCGUGCGGGCUGCCUUCUUGUCGACGUCCGGCGCCGGUCCUGGGGCUGGCCGGAAGCAGAACGUCAAGGAGCUGCAGGAGGAGAUCAGCAACCUGUACAACAACAUCAGGCUCUUCGAGAAGGGCGCCAAGUUAUUCCCAGAUGAAACCCAGGCCAGUAUUGCGAAACACGUCCUGAAGACCGUGUGCACAGACAUGACCAACGUCCUCCUGACCUUUGCCGCGGCUGAGUUCAUGAGCGCUGUGGAGUCUCCCGGCUCCGUCACGAAUGAAGUGAGGAUAAGAAUCCUGGCUAAGCUGCCAGAGGACACCAAGGCACCAAUGAUGAAGCUGCAUAACAGCCUGAACGGAAGAAGCAUUGAAGACUUCCUGACCUACUUAGAGCCCUCUGUUGAGGUGUGUGGCUUCAUGCUCAAGAAAGGAGACAAGAAGCGAGAAAGGCAGGCCUUGUUCCAGCAUCGGCAGGCUCUGACGGAGCAGCUGAAGCAGACUGAGGAGCCGGCGCUGGUGCUUCACCUGACCAGCGUGCUGUUAUUCCAGCUGAGCAGCCAGUGUGCUCUUCACGCCCCCGGCCGCUGCGUGCCCCAGAUCAUUAACGCGCUGACUGGCCGCAUCCCCGAGGGUCAGCAAAGGCUCCUGUCCCAGUACCAAGCCCUGGUGGUCAAGCAGCUGGUCAGCCAUAGCAGGAAGCUGCCCCAAGGUGAGAUGGAGGGCGAUUCCGGGGCCCCCCAUGGUGAUGACAUGGACGCGGUACGCAAGGAGCUUCUCUCUUUGACCAAUGAGGUGAAGGACCUCGCGUUGUCGCCGAGGAAGACAUCCGUUACGGAGGACUGAAGUACUGUGCUGUGCAAUGAAUGCGUUGCUGAAUAAAUUGUUUCUCCAACAAUGAAA